AUGUCUGAUGAAGUGAUUUGGCAGGUCAUAAACAACCAAUUUUGUGCAUUUAAAAUUAAGACCACUAAAGAUCAAAAUUUCUGUAGAAACGAGUACAAUGUAUCUGGUUUAUGUUCAAGGCAAUCAUGUCCCUUGGCAAAUGCAAGAUACGCCACGGUGAAGAACGUGGACGGAAAGCUUUACUUAUAUAUGAAAACAGCAGAAAGAGCACAUAUGCCCUCGAGAAUGUGGGAAAGAAUCAAGUUGCUGAAGAACUAUAACAAGGCACUUGGCCAGAUAGAUGAGCAUUUGCAGUACUGGCAAAAGUUUUUAAUUCACAAGUGUAAGCAAAGAUUAACCAGAUUGACUCAGGUUGCUAUCACUGAAAGAAGAUUGGAAUUACGUGAAGAAGAAAGACAUUAUGUAGGAGUGAAGCCCAAGGUCAAGAGAAGAGAGCAGACCAGAGAGAGAAAGGCGCUCGCUGCAGCCAAGAUUGAGAAGGCUAUUGAGAAGGAAUUAUUAGAAAGAUUGAAGAGUGGUGCUUACGGUGACAAGCCAUUGAACGUUGACGAAAACAUUUGGAAGAAAGUGUUGGGUAAAGUUGGCGAUGAAGAAGAAUUGGAUGAAGACGACGAAGAGUUGGAAGACGAAGAUUUGGAAGAGUAUGAUGAAGACAGUGAUGUAGGCGAAGUUGAAUAUGUUGAAGACGAUGGAGACGAUGAGUUGGUUGACAUGGAAGACUUAGAAAGAUGGUUGGACGAUUCAUCUGCAGAUGAAAACGAGUCCAGCGAUAGUGACGACAGUGACGAAGAAGAAAGUAAGAAGAGAAAGACUGUUGGAGACGAUAGUAAGAGAAAGAAGAGAAGACCUAGAGUUGAGAUCGAGUAUGAGCAAGAAGAAGAGCCACUCACCAACAUUGCUGCAUCUUAG
Dujonia railenensis is the source of this 909-nucleotide messenger RNA. Lineage: Eukaryota; Fungi; Ascomycota; Pichiomycetes; Serinales; Debaryomycetaceae. The record is from the annotation of a GenBank genome assembly.